AUGAUCUGGCUGCUAGGCACCUGGCAUAGCGCUGGUUACGACGGUGUUGGAUGGAUCGCUUUUGCGCUGGUGCUGGCGGUAGGCAUCUGGUCUGCAAGUUCGCCAUUGAUCACUCAGGCUUCUAAUGUCGGGCAAACUUAUGGCCUGUUGAUGGCAACAGCAUUGAUACGCCUGUUUGCCCAAUUGCUUGAUAUCAAUGUGAUUGGCGCGCUGCUGCUUGCUGUAGAUGUUUACGCGCUGGCCAACCUCAGUCAUUUAUCUGCUCGGCAGCGCUGUGUGUCUGCCUUCUGGCUGGCAGCGUUGUUCUGUUUCUCUCUGCCCAUAGAGCCGAUUGUUCAACGCCUGUUAGGUUAUGGCUUGCAACAGUUAUCCGCGGACCUCGCCUGCUCACUACUAUGGCCAUUCUUCGAUAAUCUGGUGUGUUCCGGUGUUCGGCUGCAGAUCUCCGGGCGGGACGUGAUGGUUGAUCUGCCGUGCUCCGGCGCGCAACUGUUGUCUACAGCCCUGCUGGUGACCUGUCUGGUGAACUGUCUGGUACGACCCGCCUGGAGAUGGGGUGCUGCCAGUGUCGUUGUGUCGUUGUUUACAGCGCUGAUUUUCAACGCGGUUCGCGUUGCGCUGCUGGCCGCGGGUAUUGCGCAGGAGGAGGUGCUUGGCUUUUCGAUAAUGGCGCCAUUGCCGCAUUCCCUGCUGGGUGUGUUUAUGGUGGUGUUAACCAGUGUCGUCAUCGUGGCUUUCUCACGGUGCUGCGCUGUCGUGCCCCGGUCUGUGGCAAGGCAAUCGCGGCUGACCCAACUACUGAUACGCAGACCCGCUUUAUUCGCCACCCUGUUUUUAGUCUCCGCGCUGUCUAUUGGCGCGAUCCAACCGCAACCCGUGGACAAAUCCCCAUCCCUUCCUCCCCCGGAAAUGCCACGGGUUGCGGCUGGAUUUUUACGUUCUGAAGCGCCGCUGACGACGCUGGAAAAAACCUACUUCACGCGUUACGGCGGCAGCGCUGCGCGAGCCAGUUACGGUCCUUUCGGGUUGCUGCUGGUGUCCACAUCUUCGCCACUGCGCCACCUGCAUGACCCAACUAUCUGUCUGCGCGCCAUGGGCUAUGACGUGCAGCUGCAAGGUGUGGACCAUGUUCAGGGUGCAACGGUCUACCGUGCUGUUGCUGAUAAGCAGAUGGGUCAUGAAGCCGCUACGGAAAAUCAGAGCUAUAUCGUCAAUAUCACUUAUCGAUCUGCGUCCGGGCGACAGGCUUUGAGCAUCGCGGAAGUCAUCUGGCAGUGGGCCAGGAAUCCGCGAGAAACCUGGACCAUGGUGCAACGCAUAGUGCCUGAACAUGAGGCCGUCAGUGCCGCUCAAGUGGCUGACUUUGAAGCCGUGAUCAAACGAUCGAUGAAGGUCGCUUUAAGCGCGCUUCACAGCGAUUAUCAGGUGGAAAUUUUUGGCGACGUCGCCAACGUUGUGCUUAAGCAGCGUUUUUAUAAUCAUUUUGAGCGACCUUUAAAUGCCCGCUAUCUGUUUCCCCUGCAGCGACAUGCCGCGGUGCAUGCAAUGACUAUGCGGGUGGGUGAUGAGGUCAUCGUGGCGCAGAUACAGGAAAAGAAAACCGCACAGAAGACAUUCCAGGAUGCAAAGAGCGCGGGCAAGUCGGCGGCGCUGUUAGAACAGCAUCGACCUAACAUGUUCACUCAGCAGGUGGCGAACCUGAUGCCUGCUCAGACCAUCGAAAUUGAAAUUGCCUAUUCGCAUAUCGUGCCGAAAGUAGAUGGCGCUUACGAACUGGUUGUUCCCUUGAUAGUGGGUCCUCGUUAUCAGCCUGCCGGGGCCGGUGUGGCACCUGAGAUUUCAACCGAUGAAAUCUCGGGUGCUGCCCCUGAUGCUGGUCAGUGGGUGCUCGAAGCCCUGCCGGUCCGACCGCCGACCGCCGGUAUAGAUCUGCCAGCGACCUUUACCUCGGAACGCGUUGCUAUGCAGGUUAACCUCGAGGCGGCGGGAACCAUUCACGCGCUGCAUAGCGAUACCCACCCCCUGGCGAUACGCGAUGUGUCAUCGACCCAGGCUGAUAUCACCCUGCAGGAUGGGCAGGUACUGGACAAUAAAGAUUUUGUGCUGCGCUAUCAGCUCGCCGGCGAGGAUACGUCCGCUGGCCUGUUAUCGCACUGGCAACCUGAGGAGGGGGGCUAUUUCAGUCUGCUGAUCGAACCACCAGAAACAGUUGCAUUAGACCAGGUACUAGCCAGAGAAAUGGUGUUUCUGCUCGAUUGCUCUGGUUCCAUGAAUGGUUUGCCCCUUGAUGCCAGUAAACGAUUCAUGAGCCAGGCGCUGCAAUCCCUGCGCCCUGAAGACAGUUUUCGAAUCAUCCGUUUCAGCGAUGCAGCUUCAGAAUUUUCUCAUCGAGCCAUGCCUGCCACCCCCAGCAAUGUUGCCUAUGGCUUGAGUUAUGUUCAGAGUCUGCGGGGUUCCGGUGGUACCGAGAUGACAUCGGGUAUCCGCCAGGCGCUGGCCGCGCCGGUCGAGGGAGAGCGGCUGCGUAAUGUUGUUUUCCUCACCGAUGGAUAUAUAGGCAAUGAACACUCUGUGCUGGCGCUGGUGGAACAAUUGCGCGGUGAUGCCCGUUUGUUCGCUUUUGGUGUUGGCACCGGGGUGAAUCGAUACCUGCUCGAUGAGCUGGGCCGCGUGGGGCGUGGAUUCACUCGUUAUUUUGAUCCGACAAAAGAUGCAGAACACAUGCACGGUGUGGUGACCAGGCUGGUUGAGCGGCUGCAAACACCGGUGCUGACAGAUCUAUCGAUUGAUUGGGGCGAUCUGCAGGUUACUGAUCUGGUGCCACGUGUGCUGCCGGAUCUGUAUCUGGGUGACACAAUUCGUGUCACCGGACGCCGCCAACACCAGGCACAGGUGCGCACGCCAGUGGUUCUGUCGGAAGUUGCUCAGCGUCCUGCGGUACGCCGGGUCUGGGCGCGCACCAAGUUGGCGGAACUGAUGCAUGAAUUUAUCACUCCAAUCCCGCUGCGCUCACCUGAGCAGACAAAUGAUGAAUUGCAGGCAGCGGUGACCAACCUUGGUUUGAGUUACGCCCUGGCCAGUCGCUGGACGUCGUUUGUUGCAGUAUCACAGAAGAUAUUCAACACAAAUCCCGCAGGCAACCUUGAGGGUGAUGUGGCCCGGGUCUGGUGA
This is a messenger RNA of Symbiodinium necroappetens, 3171 nucleotides long. NCBI's taxonomy places the organism in Eukaryota, Dinophyceae, Suessiales, Symbiodiniaceae. The record is from the annotation of a GenBank genome assembly.